UGCUGCCAUCAUGUUUCUCUACCAGCUGCUCAACUUUUUCUUUGCAGCCUCGAACAAAGAGGAGGACUCCAAGUAUGAGCUGUCUCAGUACAAGCGAGGUGAUCUGUUGGAGGUGCCCAGGACUUUGUUCACACACUUUGGUAUUUACCUGGGCAACAACCGGGUGGCUCAUCUCAUUCCAGACAUCCUACCUGCAGUUACCAAAGAUAAAUCAGCCAUUGCCAAGAUGGUGACAAAUCACCGCUUGCUGCUGGGGGUCAUCACCAAGGUGGCCAGUGUGAGAGUGGACUCGGUGGCAGAUUUUGCUUAUGGUUCAAAAAUUCUCAUCAACCACAUGGAUAAAGUGUGCAGACAGCCUCCGCUGGAUGAAGAAGAGGUGGCACGGAGGGCCGAGAAGCUCCUGGGUUCUGUCUGCUAUAGCUUACUGUGGUACAACUGUGAACACUACGUCAUGUACUGCAGAUAUGGAAUCGCCAUAAGCUACCAGACAUACCAGUUCUGCACCACUGUCCGAAAGAUUGUGUUCAGCAAGAUGAGCACCUAUUUGACUGCUGCGUGUGGAGUGAGCUCCAUGUUGUAUCUGGACUGCAUGACGCCGCUGACGCUUCUGCUCAACCUGCUCAUCUCCUUCACCAUCUGGAUGGCAUCAUAACCAAAUAAUAGGAAGUGCUGUUGUUUUGCAACAUUUAAAGGCAAUUUUGAAUCAGAAAUGUCAUAA
Messenger RNA from Nematolebias whitei (Rio pearlfish), 718 nucleotides. It is a transcript of the gene lrata, whose product is annotated as lecithin retinol acyltransferase a. The record is from RefSeq and is a predicted model, not a curated record. The coding region runs from base 11 to 652 and encodes 213 amino acids. Gene Ontology annotation, molecular function: phosphatidylcholine-retinol O-acyltransferase activity. Gene Ontology annotation, biological process: retinol metabolic process. The transcript is spliced from 2 exons. NCBI's taxonomy places the organism in Eukaryota, Metazoa, Chordata, Actinopteri, Cyprinodontiformes, Rivulidae.